AUGGAAGAGCGAAUCAAGCGGAUGGAGUCAGCUAUAAUUGCUUCCGGGCUACAGGGGCCAGCGGGCCUAGUAAACAUGAAGGAAAAAGAAAAGGAGGAAGAGGAAAAAACUUCCUCUGAUAGAAUCGAAAGUCAGGCCAAGCUAUCCAACCAACUCGCAAACCUGGUGAUUGACUCUAAUGGGUCUUCUAAUUUUAUCGGAUCGGCAUCUGGCUUCUCACUUUUCUCCCCACAAGGUAUUCAAUGGAUCUUACAAAAGGUGGGAGACAAGGAUGAGCUAGCACAGCUGUAUCACAUACUUGCGAAACAUGACUUUGAAUCUUGGGGCACCGGCAAUACCAAUCUCUGGGCUCCCAAGUCACGGUCACAGCACUCACCUCUUCCCACGAAAGAAAUCGCAUCAGAAUACGUUAAUUGCUACUUUACUACUUUCAACAACGUGUACCCUGUCAUUAAUCGGGACGUAUUCGACUCCUACUUUGAAAGACAAUAUUCAAUAAAUCCCCCACCAAGUAGCGCAUGGUAUGCACUGCUAAAUGCAGUGUUGUGUUUGGGUAGCAUUCGAACAACAGCCGAGCGAGAGAGGCACGUAAGAAGUAGCCGUCUCAUCGAUUAUACAUCAAUUGCGCAUGAAACUGGUGUUGGAUAUUUCCGCAACGCAAGUAGUUGUUUCCACGACUUGUUCUUCAGCGAAGCAAACUUAAUGGCAAUGCAAGCUAUAACUCUUAUGAUGUUCAUCACAACUUCAAGUCCAAAUCCGCAAAUUUCUUAUACAAUAACUUCUGCAGGUAGGAAUUUAGCAUACACUCUAGGCCUCCACCGAAGCCUGGACGGCUGCGGUCUUGCUCCAGAGGAGAUUGAACAACGUCGAAAUGUCUUUUGGGUGUUUUAUCAGCUGGAGAAGGCGAUAAGCCAUAAAUUGGGCCGGCCAUCAGUCAUAAACGACGAUGAUAUCGCUGUAGAAUUACCACCCAAGAAGCUUGGAUUAUUCCGGUCACCUAGCGGCGCAGAGAUUUAUGACAUUUUCCAGGAUCAAAUCACCCUAGCUAUCAUUCGAAGUCGCAUAUACACUGAACUAUACUCGGCCAGUUCGCAGACCAAAUCCGAAGAGCAUCGUUUGAAGAUGUUAGGUAAAUUGGACAACCAUCUUCAGCGCUGGCGAGAUGGGAUGCCGAUUGAUAUCCGCCCGGAGCAUCCUAUCAAUUCCUCAGACGAGCAGUAUGUCUCAGUGGUUAUGAUGCAUUUCACGUAUUUGGACGCGGUGAUACUGUUACACCGCAUAUCUGGCCAUCACCAAGCACUGCAUUUGAGAGAUAGAAAGGCUACAGAUAUUGAGAGCAACGAUUCGCGACAGCGACCAUUGAAUCCUAGAGUCAAUGCAAGCCAGUUGCUUUGUCUAGCUGCUGCACGAAGGUCAAUCCAGCUAUUAGAUACAAUCAGCAGCAAUAAUCUGCAAAAUCAGCAUUUCAUGUGGUAUGCGCUCUAUUAUCCACUCAGUGCAAGCCUUGUGCUCUUCACGAAUAUUCUUUCGAACCCACAAGAUCAAAAUGCUGCCUCCGAUGUUCAGUUGAUGAAUCUCAUUACUUCGUUCAUCGCUCACUCUGUCCAACCUGGGACAUCGUUCGCCGACACCCCGACUCUGAGUGUCUUUAAAGAACUUUACGGUAUUGCAACGCGGCUUGUCGCAAAGGUACCUCAACGAUCUAGUCAGAAGAUGAAGAGACAGCCCGAAGGCGAUGAUCCUGCUACCAUGCAAGCACACUAUUCCUCGUCAUCAACUAGUGGGCUGCCUCUAUACGCCGACUCCAACGCGCAAACAAUGACAUCUUUUGCGCUGUACGAAUCACUAAAAACGUAUUCGGAGCCAGACACAACCUCGACAGUAAAAUCGUCGUCAGAUGCAAAUGCCAGCAAACAAGCUAUACAACAUACUAAAAACGAUAGUUCCCAAUUCUCACAGCAGGAUCCAUCAACCACACAUAGCUCCCCUCUCGACCUGGCACCAUUCAUCAUUCCUCCUGAACAGCCAAGUCUGAUAGACUUCAAUCCAACAAUGUCUUAUGAUCCAUUGCUUGAGUCAGGAAUGAAUUUUGAUUGGGAUAUGGAUGACACAUGGAUUUCCACAUCCGAAUUGACGCUAGAGUUUUUAAACUCGACUGAUAUGAGGGGCUUACCCUUGCAGGAUGACGAAGGGGCUGCUGGUAGUAUUAAUCAGGGCAUUGAUUACUUUAAUCGGAAACUUGGAGAUGAGAGGAAUCACGGCCAUCAGCAACAAUAUUGAUUAGAGAUGCAACAGACAUAACUAUGUAGCUUUAGAAGCAUCAGUGUACAUACAUCUAAGCUUUAUUGUG
Molecule: messenger RNA, 2350 nt
Organism: Talaromyces stipitatus ATCC 10500
Lineage: Eukaryota; Fungi; Ascomycota; Eurotiomycetes; Eurotiales; Trichocomaceae
Exons: 6
Coding region: 1-2280 (759 amino acids)
Biological process (GO): DNA-templated transcription
Molecular function (GO): zinc ion binding; DNA binding
Source: RefSeq, a predicted model, not a curated record